GGGAAGAAAAGGUGUACUGUUCGGGUUGGUCAGCAGGCUAGGCUGGCUUGUCAGGGCUGGGCUCUUCCGAACAGUAAUAACCUGGGGUCCUGUUCGUUGAAACCACAGAGACCAGGACGAGGAGAGAUCUCCAGCUGACAGCAUGGAUUUCGGAACUCCCGACCUGCUGGACUUCUGGCUGGAACCCCCAGAUGAUGUUUUAACAGGAUCCUUCCUGGAGCUGGGACACCACUGUCCACCUCCAGAGGUCCCAGUGACUAUGCUACAAGAACAGGGACUGCAAGCCUGCAAGUCCAGUGGGGGCCAUGUCUGUGGCCUUCAAGAGAGUGAGCCUGAAGAUUUCCCAAAGCUUUUCAUUGAUCCCAAUGAAGUGUACUGCUCAGAAGCAUCUCCUGGCAGCGACAGUGGAAUCUCUGAGGACCCAGGUCAUCCAGACAGUCCCCCUGUCCUCAAGACACCCAGUUCCCCUGCCUUCUAUGAGGUUGUUUAUGAAGCAGAGGUCCUGGAGAAGAUGCAGGAGGAAGCUGGGCCACCUGUAGGGUUCAUCUCCAUUCAGCUAGAUCAGUGGAGUCCACCAUUUAUGGUGCCUGAUGCCUGCACAGUCAGCAAGCUGUCCCUUGAUGCUCAUGCCUGCAUCCAGCCCAGAGCAGACACUGUAAACCCAGUGCUUCCUGCGACCCUGCUGCCCUGUCAAACCUUGUUCCUGACAGAUGAGGAGAAGCGUCUUCUCGGGCAGGAAGGGAUUUCCCUGCCCUCUCACCUGCCCCUCACCAAGGCAGAGGAAAGGGUCCUCAAGAAGGUCAGGAGGAAAAUCCGUAACAAGCAGUCAGCUCAGGACAGUCGGCGGCGGAAGAAAGAGUACAUCGAUGGACUAGAAAGCAGGGUGGCUGCCUGUUCUGCACAGAACCAGGAACUGCAGAAAAAAGUCCAGGAGUUGGAGAGGCACAACAUCUCCUUGGUGACUCAGCUCCGCCAGCUGCAGAUGCUCAUUACUCAAACUUCCAACAAAGCUGCCCAGACCAGCACUUGUGUUCUGAUCCUUCUUUUUUCCCUGGCUCUCAUCAUCCUGCCUAGUUUCAGCCCCUUUCAAGGCCUACCAGCAGCUGGGUCCGAGGAUUACCAGCCUCAUGGAGUGAUUUCCAGAAAUAUCCUGACCCACAAGAACAUAACAGAAAAUUGGGAGACCCCAGAGGUAGAGUCCAGAUUGGGAAGGCCACCUGGGACCAAGAGUGCAAAUGGAUCAACAAGGACACUGCUUGAGAAGAUAGGAGUGAAGACAGGCCCCAGUGGGCACACCAGAGCUGUGCUGCAUGCAGAUGAGAUGUGAACUGGAAUACUUCCGAGCCCACUACCCGGUCACAUAAGGACUCCAGGGCUCCACUCUGACUCCGCUUCCCCCUGGGAUUCCCACUCAGGGUUCUCUGGCCUCAGGGGUCUGAAUCACAUCAGGAUGCCCUAGAUGUCUAUCCUGAGUCUGCCUAUGUGAGGUAGCAUCUCAAAUAUUUUUAUGGUGUAUCUGUGAUUUUACUUCUUCUUUGGAUAUAGGAUUGAGGGAAACAGAAGGUUUUACUGAGAAAUAA
Molecule: messenger RNA, 1580 nt
Organism: Phyllostomus discolor (pale spear-nosed bat)
Lineage: Eukaryota; Metazoa; Chordata; Mammalia; Chiroptera; Phyllostomidae
Gene: CREB3L4
Product: cAMP responsive element binding protein 3 like 4
Exons: 10
Coding region: 143-1327 (394 amino acids)
Biological process (GO): regulation of transcription by RNA polymerase II
Cellular component (GO): nucleus
Molecular function (GO): RNA polymerase II cis-regulatory region sequence-specific DNA binding; DNA-binding transcription factor activity, RNA polymerase II-specific
Source: RefSeq, a predicted model, not a curated record